This is a messenger RNA of Gambusia affinis (western mosquitofish), 2291 nucleotides long. Its product is annotated as putative nuclease HARBI1. The coding region runs from base 952 to 2037 and encodes 361 amino acids. Lineage: Eukaryota; Metazoa; Chordata; Actinopteri; Cyprinodontiformes; Poeciliidae. The record is from RefSeq and is a predicted model, not a curated record. The transcript has 2 exons.
UUUUUUAUUAACUUUUAUUUAUACAGAUUGUCUUUUUGAGAUUUAAGAUCUUAUUUACGUGAAGGUAAUUUUUUGUGUGUAAAAAGCCUAAAAAUAAAUGGAUCUUUAUUGCAGUGACAAGAUUCUAUUAUACAAUGUUCGCUUUAUUUUUCACCUAUUGCAAUGAUUUCAUGGUGAAAUAGAGACUGUCCUGACUGCUGCAGUACCUGUGCCAUGUCAUGUGACCUGCUUAGCAUGUUGUGCUAGCGUGGUGUUUGUGUUUAUUGUGUACUACAUUUUGGAUUUACAUAUUUAGAUUUCUAUUACUGUAGUUUAUUUUCAAUAAACUACAGUAACGAUCAACUCGAAAAUGAGGUGAUUCAUGUAUCCUUAAAACAAAUACAUAAAUACAUUGAAACGUGUUAUGAGUUUCAUUAUUAACAAGUCAUAUCAAAACAUGCUAACUUAAGUUUAGUAAACUGUUAGCAUAAAAGCAUUGCUAGCAGGAGCGAUAUUAGUUUUAUAAAGAAAUUUAGAUAAAGUUAUGAUAAAAUAUUCGGUGUUGGGUUGUUGGGUGCAGCGACAAAAUGUUUGCCGCUGUGUUAAUGUCGACCAUAAAGCUAAUUAAUUUGACUGCACUUCGUCUUUAUGCUGUUGAUUUUAGAUGAUUAUUGGAUCGAUAUUUUGUCCAAAGCAAAAUCCUGAAAAUAAAAUAACUCAUUUUGCUGCUUCCAUGGAGGAAAUGACAAAAAACAUGGAAACAGCUGAAUUUCAAAACGAAAAUACAAAUGACCACUAGAGGGCGCUAAAGUGCAAUUGUUGGAUAUUCUAAUUACUUAAAUUGCUAGAAGAAGAAUCUUUUGUUUAGCUUUGAGCACAGCAGCUGUUGUUUAGCAUAGCUUGUAUUUCUUUAUUCGUUAGUUUGUUAGACCCGCAGCUGGUUUCAGUGUUUUGUCUGCAGUUUGAACCACAAUGGCCUUCCCGGCGCCGGUGUGGCUCGCUGUCCAGGAGGAGCUGCUGGAAAGCGGCGAAACAGAGGAGGACUGCGACUCCCAGAGCUGUUUCAACGACUUUACCGACCAGGCUUUGUUUGAGACCUUCCACCUCUCCAGACCCUGCAUAGCCUUCAUCGCAGACGCUGUCCGCAUGCGCGUUAAGUCGGCCGCCUUUAAGAAGAGCCAGCCUCGGGUGGACUUGAUGCUCAUGGCCGCGCUGAACUACUACGCCCACGGCGUGUUUACCACUUCCGUGCAGACCAAGGCAAGGAUCAACCUGGUCAAUGCGGUCCACAUCAUCUCCGGGGUUAUCGCGGGAAUGUCGGACGUGUUCAUCUCCUUCCCUCUGACCGCCGAAGCCAAAGCCAGAACUGCGUCCAGGAUGGAGGAGCUCUGCGGGAUCCCCAACGUCCUGGGCGUCCUGUCCCCGGCGCACUUCAAGAUCAGAGCCUCUCCCUACGACAAGAAGUCCUUCAAGUCGUUCAUCAACACGCUGGGGUACACGUCGGUGGUGAGCCAGUUCAUAUGCGACGUUGAGGGAAACAUCCUGAGCGUGGAGAAGUGCUGCGUGGGCAGCGCGUUUGAGCAGGAGCUGUGGGACUCCUCGUUCAAAGGGAGGGAGGUGGAGGACGGUCUGCACGGACCUUUCUGGUUUAUUGGAGGGAAAGGCUACCGGUUGAGCAAACACGUCCUGACCUCCGUGAUCAACCCGGUGUUUGACCGCGAGGUCCGCUUCAACGAGGCGCACGCCAAGGUGCACCGCGUCAUGCAGAGCAUGCUCGGCGCCAUGAAGAGGCGCUUCAGGUGUCUGCAGCAGCUCGGCUUUGCAGAAGAAGGUUCUCUGAACAAAAAGUCCAACAUCAUCAAGUCGUGCAGCGUUCUGCACAACAUUGCCAAAAAGUUCUCCGUCCCUCUGCCGCCGCGGGCCGGGAUGGCUGAACCGUCGUACCCGGGCAAGAUGUAUACGUGUCCGAUGGAGAUCAGCCCAGAGGCACUAAAAGCCCGACAGGAACUCAUCGACAAGAACUUCUCUGCCUCCGUCAGCAACCAGGACUCAUCGUGAAGCAAGGAGGAUCCAUUAAAUUAAUUCUGUUAACUUUGAUGCAAUUAACCCUUUAACUGCUGAUUGACCCAUUGACCUGCAUGUGACAGUAUUUGGGGUGACAGUUAAAGGGUUAAAGAAGAAAACGUUUAAAGUUUUUUUUCUUCCAGUCAGGAAACUUUGAUUGUUUUGAAUAUAAAAUAUUUUAUUUCUAUGUACAGAUUACAUUUUUCUACUUGAACAAUUUUAUAAUUCUAAUAAAAUUUAUAACAUUC